Messenger RNA from Lachancea thermotolerans CBS 6340, 837 nucleotides. Its product is annotated as KLTH0G17094p. Gene Ontology annotation, molecular function: oxidoreductase activity, acting on the CH-OH group of donors, NAD or NADP as acceptor. The coding region runs from base 1 to 837 and encodes 278 amino acids. NCBI's taxonomy places the organism in Eukaryota, Fungi, Ascomycota, Saccharomycetes, Saccharomycetales, Saccharomycetaceae. The transcript has a single exon. The record is from RefSeq and is a predicted model, not a curated record.
AUGUCCGUCAAGACCGCUCUGAUCACCGGCGCCGCCCAAGGCAUCGGCAAGGCUAUCGCCGUCAACUUGGCCCAGAAGGGCUUCCAAUUGGCGCUCGCAGACCUGCCCCAGCAGGCUGACAAGGCACAGAGCGUGAUCAAAGAGAUCCAGGCCGCGCGCCCUAAAACCAAGGCUCCUAUCUUCCUGCCCGUGGACGUCUCCGACAGACAGUCCGUGUUCGACGCCGUGGACAAGGCUGCGGACCACUUCGGCUCAUUCGACGUUAUGGUUAACAAUGCAGGCAUCGCCAUGGUCGCCAAGGUUCUCGAGUGUACACCCGAGGAGCUCGACCGCAUCAUGAAGAUCAACGUUGGUGGUGUGCUCUACGGUACCCAGGCCGCAACCAAGAAGUUCGUGCAGCUCAACAGAGGCGGCGACUACACCCCUAGCACCGUCAAGACUGCCAAGCGCGAACUGACUGGUAAGAUCAUCAACUGCUGCUCCAUCGUCGGCAACGGCGCCUUCGCCGCUCUGCCUCUGUACUCGGCAUCCAAGUUCGCCGUGAAGGGUCUGACCCAGGCCUCCGCUAAGGAGCUGGCGCCUCUAGGUAUCACCGUGAACGCCUACGCUCCAGGUAUUGUCCUGACACCAAUGUGGGAUCUCAUUGACAGCAAGUUGGCUGAGAUCACUGGCCUGCCAACUGGCGAGAACCUAAAGAGAGCCAUCGACGGCAUUGCCUUGAAGCGCGGUGAAACUCCAGAGGACGUCGCUGGCCUUGUGGGUUUCUUGGCUAGCGAAGGAUCUGACUACAUCACUGGUCAAAACAUUGCCGUUGACGGUGGUAUCUCUUACAACUAA